AUGGGGCUACCGGGUCAGUUCUCAGCGCAAAUCAACACCAAUGGCACUCUGGUCCGCCUCGUGGAAGUCAGCGGUGCCGACGGAGCGGUCGACGGUACGGUCACGCUGGAUGACGAAGCGGCCAACAGUCUGGCAGUUGCAACACCGCCGUUUGCCGGAAGCUGGCGCCCCACGGUUUCAGAUCUGGAUUUGCUGGACGGACUGAGCCAGGAGGGAACUUGGACGCUUCAAAUUGAUGAUGUCUUCGUAAAAGACACAGGUUCGCUUGUGUCCUGGAGCCUCACCAUCGAGACAGGCGGUGUCGCAGCCCUCGUGGACGAGGACGACUUGCCGGCCGGCAACAUGGACAGCCAGCCCGGCGAUGCAGCCACUGUGACGAACGACAGUCUCGAUACGGAUGGUGACGCGACGACCGUUUACGGCGAACUGGCGAUAUUCUGGGGGGCCGACAAUGAGAACUCCGUUCCUGAUGGUGGAACUUCAGCCGGAAACGGCGAUCGUGCAGUAACCUUUGUCGAAGGCGACGGUGGCUCAGUCGACGAGCUUGUUGCGCUCGGCCUGACAUCCAACGGCGAGGCACUCAGCUACACGCUGAACGCCUCUCUCGACAUCUUGACGGCGACCGCCGGCGGGCGCGUCAUUUUCACGGUCGAAUUGUUCGACACCGAAAGUGGCUCAUUCAAGUUCGAUCUGGAGGAUUCUCUCGACCACCUUGAAGGUGCCGACGAAAACGACCUGAUUCUCGAUUUUCUCUACGUUGCAACGGACAGCGACGGCGAUACGUCGACUUCGACAUUUUCUGUCGGUGUUGACGACGACACGCCGGUUGUCGGCGAUGGGGUUGAAAGAGCCACGCUAGACGAAGACGACAUUGUCAGCUUCUUUUCGAUUGGUUCGGAGCCCAGCGACGGAAACGCCGACGGAUCCACAACGGGCUUUGCCGAUAUUGUUGGUCCGGCAUUUGCCGAGGGGUCCCUUGCGGCCCUGGUCGACUUCGGUGCAGACGGUCGUGGAGAUACUGGCGGAUUUUCUUUCUCCCCAACCGCUGCAGCGGACAUGGAAGCGCUGGGCCUUCAGUCUCGCGGAGAAGUGCUUUCCUUCGCUGUCACUGAAAUCGCGGGAUCCUCGUUUCUCUUCGGUUAUGUCGAUGAGGGCGACGGAAGUUUCGAUCUGUUUGUCGACCGUCCGGUCAUCAGUCUUCAGCUGGAGACGGAUGGCGACUACGCAGUCCGGCUUCACGAUCAGCUUGAUCAUGUCUCCGGGAACGGACAAAACUCGGUACUUGAUACCGUUUCGGGAUCGCUGAGCGAGAUAGAUUUCGGCGCGGUUAUCGAAGUCAUGGAUGCUGAUGGCGAUGGUAGUGGCCUUACCGGCAAACUCCUUGUCGAUGUAACGGACGACGUGCCGGUUCCGGAAAUUGCCGUCGUCGACUACGUUCGGAUUGACGAAACCUACGGGCUUCACAGCGACAAUGUCUUCGAUCCAUCGACAGGAGAGUUCGAUCCGGAGAUCGUUGAUCUGUUUUCCGACGUAACGUCGACAGGUAGCGACGCAGACCUGCCGGGCCCGAUCUAUGCCAGCUUUGGUGUCGUCGGCUUCGACGCUGCGGGCGGCGCGGAUGAUGAUCCGAGCGUCGAGCUUUCCCUGCGCAUCGACGAUCCGGCAUCCGGGAUCACGACGACGGACGGCAAGGCGAUCACGCUUUCCAUGGAAGGCGACCUCGUUGUAGGACGAAUUGACGGGGAUGGUGAUGCAGCGUUUGCCAUUCAUCUCGAUGAAGACGGAAACGUCAGCAUCGCGCAAUAUCUGUCACUCAAACAUCCUGACCCGACAAGUUCUGACGAGCAUAUCUCGCUGGCAGGAAAGAUUUCCGCGGUUCUGACCGUUACCGAUGCGGAUGGCGAUACCGUUUCGAAUGACGUAUCGAUUGGCGCAGACGUCACGUUUGACGAUGACGGUCCAACUGCUUUCAGGCGCGGAUCAGGCGUUGCGAAAAAUGAAGCAGACACCGAAACUUCGAUUGUUUCCGGUCAACUUCAGUUCGAUGGCGGUGCGGACGGAGCAACAGUAACCGGGAUCACUUUCAUUUCCGAUGGGGAUUACAUCCGUACGUUUGAUCCGGAUGCCAGCGGUGCUGACCGGCGUGGAACGCUUUCAGCAGACGGCGUACCCGUCAUCUGGUCCAGUUCGACGGAUGCAGGCGGUGUGAUAACCGUGAAUGCUGUUCUGGAAGGAACCGCAACCAAGGCCUUUGAACUCGUCGUAAACCCGGAUGGAAACUACACCUACGAGCAGUUUGUCGGUCUCGAUCAUCCUGAUGCAGGAGAGACAGGACGAGCGGACCAGCUGAUAUUCCGCAUUCGCUUCACCGUAACGGAUGGAGACGGGGACACCGAUGCUGCAAAUGCAACAAUCAGGAUUCGCGAUGGCGGUCCGGAAAUCGGUACUGUUGACGAUACUGUUGUAGAAGAAGACGGCACUCGUACGCUGGAGUCCAUCGAUCUUGGCAUCGAGUGGGGCAUCGAUGAUGCCAAUGACGAUGAUGGCGCACCUGGCGAUCGUUCGGUCGGCUUUUCCGAGGCGACUGCUGUCGACAACGUGUCCUUUGCCGAUGCGGACGGGGCCUUGACCGAGAUUUAUUCCGACGGUGAGCUUGUCAAUUUCGCGAUCAUCGAUGGCAUUCUUGUCGGAUACGUUGGAGCCGCCGUGCCGGUUGAAGCGACGGAAAGCAGUGUUGUUUUGACGGUGUCACUCUCCGACGAGGGAACAGGUAGCUACGAUUUCGAACUUCUGCAGCCACUUGAUCAUACCACUUCGGUAGGAACGGACCGUUACCUGGACCUGACAUUUUCCUUCAAUGCGACCGACGCUGAUGGUGAUGACAGUGAAGACGGCGCAUUUACCGUGCGCGUCGACGCGGCAGGAACGGUCACUGGCACUUCUGUCGACUAUUCCGGCCUGACAUCCGGUGUGUUCGUUAAUCUGAGCGACGCUGAAAAGACAAUUCUCGGGCAAACGGUAGCAGGGGAAACUGCAACCGACAGAGAUGAUGCUGAUCCUGCCGUUGUCGGCGCCGACAGCAUGGUAGGGAUCGACGAGGCAAUUGGUGGCGCUGGCGAUGAUGUUCUGGUCGGCAAUGACAACAACAACACACUGACGGGUAAUGGUGGAAACGACGCGCUCAACGGAGGCGGCGGGAUUAAUCUGCUUGACGGAGGCGAAGGCACGGAUACAGCAGACUAUUCCAAUAAUUCGGAAGCCGUUCUGGUCAGGAUGGACCUGAACUGGUCUACGGAUCUGGCUAACCAGAGCCUGGGCUUUACGGUUCUGGCGGACGCAAUCGCAGCCGACACGAUUGAUCACGACAAUCUCGUCAGCAUCGAGAAUGUUACCGGCUCUGACUUCAACGACACCAUCUUCGGCGACGGUCAGGCAAACACGAUUUCAGGCGGCGAGGGCAAUGACUUCAUCGCGGGCUUUGGUGGCAAUGACACGCUCAUUGGCGGUGCCGGUAAUGAUGAUAUCUUCGGAGUGCUCGGUAACAACAAGCUCGCGGGCGGCACUGGUCAGGACAGGUUGUUCGGUGGGACUGGAGCCGACGAAUUCGUUUUCGCUGCCGGCGAAGGCAGUGCCUCGAUUUCCGAUGCCGACCAAGUUUUCUUCUUUCAGGACGGGUCAGACAAGAUCACGAUCACUGGCGGAUUGACAUUUGCCGACCUGACGAUCGGCAACGACGCCUUCGGAAGGGCCACAAUAUUCGAUAACGUCAACGGCCAAUAUGUUGCUGUUAUCACAGGAGUGUCGCCGGCAGCACUUAGUGCUUCGGACUUCAAUUUCUCCUCCGAUCCGAUCAUUCUCGACCUGGAUGGUGACGGUGUUGAACUGAUUUCAGCUGAAAACGGUGUCGAUUUCGACGUCAACGCGGACGGAAUUGUCGAACAGACCGGAUGGGUUGGUUCCGAUGAUGGUCUGCUCGUCAUGGAUGUCGACGGAUCAGGGGCAAUCGAGAACGGUUCGGAAAUCUUCUCGGAAAGCUUCAAUGGAGGAUCGUAUGCCGAUUCCCUUGAAGCCCUCGCGUCACUCGAUGACAACGGUGAUGGGGUCAUCGACGCUGGCGACGCCGCUUUCAACGACAUCAAGGUCUGGCAGGACGCCAACUCCGACGGUGUUGUACAGGAAGGCGAGUUGAAAUCGCUUGUCGAACAUGGUGUAGCGUCAAUCGAUCUGGGCGCCCGGUCGGUCUAUCAGGAUGUUGAUGGCAAUACGGUAUUUGCCGAAGGCACUUUCACGAAGACCGACGGAAGCACGGGUGAAUAUGCCGGUGCGGCUUUUGCGGUUGCCAACGUGGACGGCCCGGAUGCUGAAGAAACGACGCGGCAAUCGACGGCAAUUGCCGCCGGAGUUGCUCUGGUGAUCUAUGCAGCGUCCAGUGAUGAGGUUGCAGCGGGACUGACAAGUGUAUCGGUGACCCGGGCAUCCGAACAUGGAGAGUUAACAGUUUCGGACGACUUCACGGUCACCUUCACUUCCAGCGAAGGAUAUGUUGGAGAUGCCUCGGUCGAAAUCGCGUUGAAUUUCGCUGACGGCAACGUGGUAACGCGCGCGGUUGAACUGGAAGUUCUGGCAGCUGACACAGCAGCGACCGGUUCGUCUCCGACAUCCGUUAGCGGCACUGUCGUGGCAGAUAUCCAGGAUCAACCCGAGAACGACAGUGAUAUCAACCCGGUUGAAAACAUCGAACCGGGUGCAAUUAUCACCGGAUCGACCAUCAGAGGUGACGGCGGCGACAAUGUUCUCGUCGGGACCGACGGCGAUGACAUUCUCAUCGGCGGGCUCGGUUCCGAUACGCUGACAGGCGGCGCGGGCGCCGAUACAUUUGUCCUCAAUUCCCUCGCAGAGGCCGAUAUCAUCACCGAUUACGCAUUCGCGGAUGGCGACCGGAUCGAUCUUGGCGAGUUGCUCGACGGGGCAUUUGGACCGGGUGCGGAUGUCGAGGAAUUCGUGCAGGCGCAAAAAGAGGCCGAUGGUGCGAUAACGCUCAAGGUCGACCGCGACGGCGAUGGAACGGCACACGACUGGCAGGACGCGGCGACGCUUCAAGAUCAUGCCUCGAUGGGCGAGACGAUCCGGGUCGUUCUGGACAGCGACGGUAGCGAGGCGCAGAUCCCGGUCAACAUUGGCUGA
Messenger RNA from Effrenium voratum, 5184 nucleotides. Lineage: Eukaryota; Dinophyceae; Suessiales; Symbiodiniaceae. The record is from the annotation of a GenBank genome assembly.